This is a messenger RNA of Puntigrus tetrazona (Sumatra barb), 4367 nucleotides long. RefSeq names its product copine IVb (gene cpne4b). The record is from RefSeq and is a predicted model, not a curated record. The transcript has 16 exons. Gene Ontology annotation, molecular function: calcium-dependent phospholipid binding. Gene Ontology annotation, biological process: cellular response to calcium ion. Bases 1165 to 2826 code for a protein of 553 amino acids. Gene Ontology annotation, cellular component: plasma membrane. NCBI's taxonomy places the organism in Eukaryota, Metazoa, Chordata, Actinopteri, Cypriniformes, Cyprinidae.
AUUUUUGUAAAAUUCAGUGAAAUUGAAUAGAACUGAUUCUUUAUUGUAUUCUUUAUUGUCACCUAUUAUAGCAAAAAAAUAAUAAAAUCUAAAAAAGUUAUUUAAUAUAAUAUAAUAUAACCACACGCCUCUCAAACCAUCCAUGAAUUAAAAUAAAUAGAGCGAGUCUCAAUAACACUGAAACACUCAAUUAAAGCUUGAGAUGUCGGAACAGAUCAGAAUAGAACAGAAUACAGUUAUAGAUUAGAAUAGAGGAGAAUAGAGAACAGUUACAUGUAAAAGGGUUAAAAUAAAAUAGAAUGGAAUUAUUAGCCUCUCGAUUUAAUUUCAGUUCAUCCAUGGGGUGAUUAAUUUGAUGGACAGAAAAGUGUUUUGUGCAAGGAUCCACAGGGAAGUGUGAGAACAGUAGAAAUGUAUAAUCAUCACAGAAAAAGAAAGAAAACAUUAAAAUAGAACAGAAUAGAAUAGAACAGGACAGAAUAGAAUAGAAAUAAAAAGUGUUUUACGUGGAAUCGCCUCAAGAGGGCAGACAUGUCGAGAUCAGCUGACACACAUCUAGUUAUUACCUGUUAUUGAGUGCUUUUUGUCACGUAAUAAAUUAAUAAUGGCUAACUGAAAAAUGCAUUACCUCCACGGGAGCAUCCGCACCGAAUACGUCUGUUAACUUUUGCAAGAUGACCGACUGCCAGACCAGGCUGCAAAGCAAAAAAAGUGCACAUUUAAUUCAUCCUCACGUCCCACCGGAAUCGUCCCAACCCCUCACCCCGCCAACGCCGUUGCUUGCUCGCAUUCACCGAGGCAUCCCGUCUCGCACCAACCGUAGUUAACCGGAUCGACCGCCAGAGAGCAGGGUUACACCGCGUUCUCACCCCGUCCUUCCUCUCCCGCUCUCACAGCAGAGGAUUAAACAGCGAAGUUAAGUGGAGCGCGCGCGCCUGCCCCGCUCUUAUGUUGAGAGAGGAGACUGCGGGCUGGACUAUCCAUCACCUUUCACGCUGAACCCGAUGGAGCUGCUUAUAUCACCGCAGACGAUCUGGACGUAGAAUCGGAUUGAAAAUGCGCCCAGUGCAUAAACUGCACUCAGCACGAUCUUAACACUGAGGAACUUUUUUUUUUCUGGCGUCGCUUGGGAUUUGCUCUUCUACUUAGCGGCUUGAACUCAAAAUGAGUAACAUCUACGAGUCUGCUGCCACCACGCUGGGCCUCUUCAACAGCCCGUGUCUAACAAAAGUGGAGCUCCGUGUGGCCUGUAAAGGAAUAUCUGACAGAGAUGCUCUGUCCAAACCUGACCCCUGCGUCGUCCUCAAGAUGCAGUCCCAUGGACAGUGGUUUGAGGUGGACCGGACAGAAGUGAUUCGCAGCAGCAUCAGUCCGGUCUUCUCCAAAGUCUUCACUGUGGACUACUAUUUUGAGGAAGUACAGCGCCUCCGCUUUGAGCUGCAUGACAUCAGCAGCAACCAUAAUGGACUCAAAGAGGCUGACUUCCUGGGCGCCAUGGAGUGCACACUCGGACAGAUUGUAUCACAGAGAAAACUGUCCAAAGCUUUACUGAAGCAAGGAAACACAGCUGGCAAAUCAUCUAUCACAGUCACAGCUGAAGAGCUGUCUGGGAAUGAUGAUUAUGUGGAGCUCGCCUUCAGUGCCAAGAAACUGGAUGACAAGGACUUUUUUAGCAAGUCAGAUCCAUUUCUGGAGAUCUUCAGGGUCAAUGAUGAUGGCACAGCAUCACUUGUGCACAGAACAGAGACCAUUAUGAACAAUCUCAGUCCUGUCUGGAAAUCAUUCAAAGUUUCUUUAAACACACUCUGCAGUGGAGACCAUGAGCGGGAGUUAAAGUGUACAGUAUGGGAUUGGGAUUCAAAUGGCAAACAUGACUUCAUAGGGGAAUUUCAAACCACCUUCAAGGAGAUGAAGGCAGCCAUGGAUGGAAAGCAGAUCCAGUGGGAGUGUAUUAAUCCUAAGUACCAAGUGAAGAAGAAGAAUUACAGAAAUUCUGGAAUGGUAAUUCUUACUCUGUGCAAGAUCAUUAAGAUGCACUCUUUCCUGGAUUACAUCAUGGGAGGAUGUCAGAUUCAGUUCACAGUGGCGAUUGAUUUCACCGCCUCAAACGGAGACCCCCGAAACAGCUGCUCCCUCCACUACAUCCACCCUUACCAGCCCAACGAGUACCUCAAAGCGCUGAUCGCUGUUGGGGAGAUCUGCCAGGACUACGAUAGCGACAAAAUGUUUCCCGCUUUUGGCUUUGGAGCCCAAAUCCCACCGGACUUCAAAGUUUCUCAUGAUUUUGCAGUCAAUUUCGAUGAGGACAACCCGGAAUGCGCUGGUAUACAAGGUGUUGUGGAGGCUUAUCAGAAUUGCCUCCCGAAAAUCCAGUUGUACGGUCCUACUAAUAUUGCUCCCAUCAUCCAGAAAGUUGCCAACUCUGCCUCAGAGGAGAUGCACACCAAAGAGGCCAUGGAAUACUUCAUACUGCUAAUCCUGACAGAUGGCGUGAUCACAGACAUGGCGGAUACACGAGAGGCCAUCGUCCACGCCUCUCACCUGCCCAUGUCCGUCAUCAUCGUCGGCAUAGGCAGCGCGGACUUCAGCGACAUGCAGAUGCUGGACGGUGACGAUGGAAUCCUCCGCUCUCCUAAAGGAGAACCCGUCCUGAGGGACAUCGUGCAAUUUGUGCCCUUCCGCAACUUCAAACACGCCUCUCCUGCAGCGCUGGCUAAAAGUGUGCUGGCUGAGGUUCCCAAUCAAGUGGUGGAUUACUACAAUGGAAAAGGCAUCAAGCCCAAAUGCCUGUCGGACUUUGAGUCUUCCAGAGCAUUCAGUCCCUGAGCCACGCACAGCCAUAUUCGUCUUCAAGACAUCUUCACUGAUCAUUUCAGAGCUUGCUGUGUCAAUAUCGGAAUCGACAAGCAGGUCCAUCCUUAUUGUUUUUUUCACUCAGGUUUCCAAUAGCAUUGGGCAGAAAUGUCCUUAGCUGUCCAUAUUUUUACACAAUUGUUAGUUAUAUUAAAGAUGCACUCAGACAUUUGUUUGGUUUUCCUGGCUAAUAUGGCUAAUAUCACAUCAAAGUCUGAAAAGACAUUUUUGAAUCCAGCUCGCAGAAAGAACGAGGAGAGUAGAGCCAGAGGGGUUAUACUGGUGCCGUGACCCGGAAGAUUUUAAACAUUUUUAAAAAGUAUUAUGUGUGAAAUGUGGUUGUAAUCAACGAAUGCUCCUUUAACAUAAAUGGGAUAGAGUCCUUUCAUUGCAACCAAACCAAUCUGCCAGCACCUACUUUGUGUAAAUAGAAGGAAAUCCGAAAAAAUGAAGCCUUCAGCUGGACUGUCUUCCUUUAGAUUCAGAUGCCAGACUAAUUCCAAAUUGCAUUUGUUCAUUAUUUUUUGUUUUAUUUAUAUUAUUUACUGUUAUUUUUGGUGGACCUGCUAUAAAAGGGCUAUAAAGUCCAAUAUAGUAUAUUAUUCCAAUGCGUAAUAGUUUAGGAGGCAAGUGAUUAUCAGAUAUUGGCCAGCGCAUGACCAAUGCUCAUUUAGUGAACACUGUUAGAACUUUAUAUUUAAAAGUUCAACCAUUUUAUCCAUUUAUUUAAUUUACCUGCAAAAAGUUUGUGGUUGGUAAGAAUUUUAUAUUUUUGAUAGACCUCUGUGACUAUCCUCACCAAGUCUGCAUUAUCAAAAAUGAUUAAAAUCCUGUUUUUUAUUUGAAUAUAUUGUAGCAUUUAUUUAUGUGAUGGCAAAGCUGAAUCAGCAAUGUUUCUCCAGUCUUUAGUGUCACAUGAUCCUUCAUAAAUCAUUUUAAUACGCUGAUUUGCUGAAAAAAUACAAGCCAAACUGACAGUAUUCUUUUGAAAUUUAAAUGGUCUGUAGCCUUUUAAAUUUCUUUGUUAAUACUUUUAAUCAAUUUAAUGCCUCCUUGCUGAAUAAAAAAAAAUGUGUUCCUUUCUUACCCACCCCAAACUUUUGAAAGGUAUGUAUUUAUUUUUAAUGUGAGGCCUUUAUGACUUACAAUUGUUACAUAAAAUUAAGUGUCUUGUAUAUAGCUCUAUAAACAAAUUAAUAUUUAUUUGAAAGCAUGUGGAAUGGAUUCUGUGAAUACAGUACUUACGAUAUUUAGGCAUUGUUUGUUUUUGUUCUUUUCUACAGGUUUCUUGAUAAUUGUUUUGCAGAAUUUCUUAACUUCAUCUAAGUCAUUUCAGAUAUUUGGAAAUGGUAGAUGUGUAUUUCUGGUGCUGUCUUAGAUACAUUUUUCAUUUCCUUUUACACAUUUCUUUCUUUCCUUCUUCCUUGCGUUUGGAGCGUGUGUGUAUGUAUGCUUGCUUACUACCGAAACCAGGACUGUAUUUUGCAUGUUGCCAAUAAAAAAGGUUUUUGCCA